AUGGGAAAAAGAAAAGCAGAGUCUGGCGGAAACAGAAACAAAAAGUACAAGGUCAGUGGUUUUAUUGAUCCAAACACUUCAGGAGUUUAUGCCACUUGCAAUAGAGGCAGAGAACAGGGAUGCCGUAAAGAGUUGAUGAACCUCUUUUCCGAGAAAAUCGACCAGUGGUAUCCAGGAUGGGAAGACAAGGUAGAGGAUGACGAAGAGGAGCAGAAGAAAGAUGAAGAGAAGAAAGAAGAAUUGUCUGUGGAAGAGAAAAUCAAACAGGAAUUGGCCGAGUUGAACGAGUCCAAAAAAGAUAAAAAGUCUACCAAGUCUAUUCUCCAGCCUAUGGAUCUAGGGUGUGAGUGCCUAGUUUUCAUCAAAACAAAGAAACCGGUAGAUCCAGCUGAACUCGUACAUAGAUUGUGUGAGGAGUCAGCCGCCAGUAAGUCCAAGAACACGCGGUAUACACAGAAGUUGACUCCAAUCUCAUAUUCAGUGUCUGCGUCGAUGGAAGAGUUGGUGAAACUCGCUGAAAAGGUGUUAAAGCCACAUUUCCAUGCCGAUAACCAGAAACCAGUAACUUUUGCCAUUCAAGUCACUAGAAGAAACUUCAACACUCUUGAAAAGGACGAUAUUAUCAAGACUAUUGCCAAUUGUGUGGGCAGAGACCAUGGCCACAAGGUGGACUUGAAGAAGUACGACAAGUUGAUCAUGGUUGAAUGCUACAAGAAUAAUAUCGGCAUGAGUGUAGUAGAUGACUAUCUUCGUUACGAGAAGUUCAACUUGCAACAGAUUUUCGAGAAAGACAUGGGUGGGGCCAGCAUGUCCCGAGUGGCAGCGUCUUCCGAGGCAAAGUAA
Messenger RNA from Sungouiella intermedia, 843 nucleotides. The record is from the annotation of a GenBank genome assembly. Lineage: Eukaryota; Fungi; Ascomycota; Pichiomycetes; Serinales; Metschnikowiaceae.